This is a messenger RNA of Zootermopsis nevadensis, 2542 nucleotides long. The record is from RefSeq and is a predicted model, not a curated record. Lineage: Eukaryota; Metazoa; Arthropoda; Insecta; Blattodea; Termopsidae.
UUAACGUGUUCUCUCUUUAUUUUCACAAAUACAAAAUCCGUUCCGUGCAUUUAAGGGAGAAUUCCAAUUUCAGAAAGCAUUUGCUCCAUCAGCCAAUCAAACCACACUUGAAUAACAAAACGAUAGUCGACGACGGGGGUGGGGAGGAACUGUUCCAGCUUUACCGUACAAAAUAAGGGUUCAUUGUAUUACAUUCAUUGGGGGUGAACGUUAUUACGGGCGAACUCGGUGUUGGCAUCGUGCUGAUCACAGUGAGUGGGGUGGCGUGGAGGCUGACGGCACACGACGCACCUUCGUGCCGUAUGAUGCUCGGUAUCGGGGGCAGCGACGAGGGUGGGGCAGAGCCCAACAGAAGGUUCGUCCCGCGACUGCCGCCAUCCUACGGGCGACCUCACCAUCCCUACGCCGCCAUGAUGUACCCCGAGUUCCAGUACCGCCCGCCUCCACCGUCGUACCAAGCCUCGAUGCAAGACUACCGCCUGAGGCUGCUUCUGCUCGACCGGCAUCCCAGCAGCAUCUCCCCGGGUCAGGCCCCCGGUGGCCACGCCGUGUCCCCGCCGCCCACGUACCGUUCUCAUGCUGGCAGCAUGCUCAGGGCGCCUCUGGGUGUAAGGAGAGAUCAACCACAGUCAGAGUACAGCCGGCCGCCCAGCUAUCGUUCUCGCACCAGCUCCACACGCCCGACGCUGGACCCGAACGGGAACACGGGGUCUUCCACUGCGGAACACAGCCGAGACCCGUCUCUGAGUCUGAGCGAGUCGGGCGGGGGGAGUGGCAUCGUGAAUGUGAUAAGCGUGAUGGGCAGUGGCGUAUCAGAGCCAGAGCCCCUGGACGGCGUCAAGCUGGCUGGCCUGCCCUCCGACCAAGACGUCCCUCUGAGGCUGGUGCUGAACAAAGGCAGUUGUCGCAGCGGCGGGAACGUGAGCGGCUACGACAGCGAGGCGAAAGACCGGAACCUCGUGACGAUCGUCCACACGGGCGACGAUUCCAGCCCAGUCAUCGUGACAGUGUCCGGUUCCGUGGUUGGUGGCAGCACAAGUCAGCAGCCGGCCACGGGCGUUGGUGAUACCGAAAUGGAGAUAUUGGCACAUCUGUGAUGAUUUUGGUUUUGUGAAGCAACUGAGGCGUACAGCCUGUGGCCCGCGGUCCAUAUUGUGCACAUGCGGAGGAUUGUAGUUGCUGAUUAGCUCUUUGAAACAUUAAAAUUUGUCUUUCGGUAUUUUAGCACAGAUGAAAGGCUCACAUUUUUCCAGUUUUAAUUAAUUUUUGGAUUGUAAACCAACGGGUGAAUGAGAUAUGACAACCAUUUUCACAGCCAGUUAAUUGUUUUUGGAGAAUUUGUAAAAUUUGAUUCCGCUGUAUGUGUGAAGGAAAACCAAAGCCAUGAAAGUUAACAAUUUUGCAGCGUGCACAUCCGUCAGGGCUAACUAAGUGCAUAGAUGCACUGAUAUGUUAAAGGCUGAGAAGUGCGCGCGCACUUUGUCCCCUUAUCCUUACGCAGGUUUGCGCACUUACAGCCAUCGCUCAAGUUGUGUGAGGACUGGACGGAAGACAGUCACGGUACCAGCUGAAACAUUUCUCGAUUAGAUUUUUCAAACCCUCAGGAAAUUUGAGAUUUGAAGUUUUUGUGACUGUCAAGAUGUCAGCAGUGUCUUCUGAUAUGGGGCAGAGUUUUGGUCUUGCAGGUGGUUACCAGUGUUUUGGAGGAACAAACCACGCCCUCCUCCUGCUCUGGAGACGGCACAUCACUCUGAAACACUGGUAACCAUUGAUAAGAGACACUUGUGGCCUCCACCUGCAGGGUAAGCCCAGAAGGCCUGGAUCCGCUCAAAGGAUUUUAAAUGUGUACGUGGAAGAUGUUUCAUUUCAGAACUUAUUGUAGAAUGUGGUACACGUGUUUGACAAAUAAUAGUUCCCUCAUGAACAGCACUUUUAUUAACGCAUACCACCAGCAAGUACGUCAUGCAUAACAUAACAUUUCCUUCUAUACGAAAAAAUUAAAAGUCCAUGGUCUACACCGGUUGUGGCAUGAGAAGCAAAUGUCAGCAGACUUUUGUACGCAGAACACUCAGCUCUCAUGGUCGUACUUACAUUCAGGACUGUCUGCUCAAAGCCAGGUUCUUAUUGUCAUGGAGAAUGCAGAUUUUAUGUAUCGGUUCUGAAUGGAUUUAUAUGUUUGAUAUAACACACAUUGGAAAUCUGUAGCGUAUGAAACACCAAUCCAACGCAUUAUCUCUCCUUCAGUAACAAAUCGCAAUUUAAAAAUAAUUCCUGAUGUAAAUUUUCAUUUACAAUUUCUCGAUACUGAAAUAAUUGACUUGUACUGACAUUUUUAUUGACACCACGGCUUUGUCCGCCAACAAAUGAAAUUGCAAGAGUGUAUUUUUUUAAACGGAGAUGGCGGAAGCAAUAUAAUCUGGAUUCUAGGAGCGACUUCAUACAUGCAGUAAGUCAGUUGAAUGUAACUCUGCUAAUUUUGAGUGUAAAAUAUUUACCGGUAAAUUAAUUUACUUAACCUGAGGGUAAUGUCGCUUGAGGCAAG